Molecule: messenger RNA, 8759 nt
Organism: Dromaius novaehollandiae (emu)
Lineage: Eukaryota; Metazoa; Chordata; Aves; Casuariiformes; Dromaiidae
Gene: DOCK8
Product: dedicator of cytokinesis 8
Exons: 48
Coding region: 165-6485 (2106 amino acids)
Biological process (GO): positive regulation of establishment of T cell polarity; positive regulation of GTPase activity; small GTPase-mediated signal transduction
Cellular component (GO): cell leading edge
Molecular function (GO): guanyl-nucleotide exchange factor activity
Source: RefSeq, a predicted model, not a curated record
UGUCAGAAGCGGGUCGGAUUUUUAGCCCGGAGCAUGCAAUAAAGGGGAAAAAACAAAAAAAACAAAAAAAAACAAAAAAACAAAAAAGAAAACAAACCGCCCUUGGUGCAUUCAGGCGGCUCCUGUCCUCCUCAGCAGCUGACACCCGAGGGCUGCUCUCCCGCAUGGCUACGCUCCCCGCUGCAGACAGGAGGGCGUUCGCCCUGAAAAUCAACAGGCACUCCUCUGCAGAAAUAAGAAAGCAAUUUACUCUCCAGCCAGGCUUUGCACAGUUCUGCCAGCGAAGUUUAAGUACCCCUGGAUUUUCGACUCUUCAUCUGCCUUCCUUUUAUGACGCAGUAGACCCGGUGGAUUUUGAAGGCUUCCUGAUGACACAGCUGAACAACUUGGACUCAGAACUAGCUCAUGAACUUGGUGAUUUUCCUGAAGAUGACUUGGACAUCGUCUUUACACCUAAAGAGUGCAGGACUUUGCAGCCUUCUAUGCCAGAAGAUGGGGUUGAACUAGAUUCACAUGUCAGAGAUUGUGUUCAGACAUACAUCCGGGAGUGGCUGAUUGUGAAUCGAAAGAACCAAGGAAAUUCAGAUACUUGUAGCCUGAAAAAUAAGGGAUCACGAAAGGAUUUUCACAAAACCCUUCAAAAACAAACAUUUGAAUCAGAAACUUUGGACUCCAGUGACACAAGCUUUCAGGCAGGUCCCAAGCAUGUCCAGGUACUCCCUGAAGAUGCCUCAAGAACUACCCUCACAUCGUCUGACUUUGAUCUACGCAGCCUACAGCCUGAUCCCCGCUUGGAAAAUCUGCUGCGACAUGUGAGCGCAGAGGAAUUUGAAAGGCAAAAUGAAGAAGCGCGACGAACCAAUAGGCAUGCUGAGCUCCUUGCCCUCUACCCUUCUGUAGAUGAGGAGGAUGCGGUAGAGAUACGACCAGUGCCAGAUCGCCCAAAGGAACAUCUGGGCAACCGGAUUUUGGUAAAGCUGCAGACUCUCAAGUUUGAUAUAGAGAUCGAACCUUUGUUUGCAUGCAUAGCUCUCUAUGAUAUUAAAGAAAGAAAAAAGAUCUCUGAAAAUUUUCAUUGUGACCUGAAUCCUGAUUCAUUAAGAGGAUUCUUGCGUUCUCAUACACCCUCCAUUGACCUGUCUACUCAGGCAAGAUCUGCAGUAUUUUCUGUCACUUAUCCCUCAUCUGAUAUCUACCUAGUAAUAAAGAUAGAAAAAGUGCUUCAGCAAGGAGAAAUUGGAGACUGUGCAGAACCCUACAUGGUUCUUAAAGAAAGUGAGGCUGGGAAGACAAAAGAAAAGAUUGAAAAACUGAAAGCCCAAGCUGAAUCCUUUUGUCAGCGGCUGGGGAAAUACCGAAUGCCAUUUGCCUGGAUUCCCAUAAGCCUAACUAAUUUCUUUAAUGUUUCAACACUUGAACGAGAAGUACCUGAGGCAGAAGGUUUAAAUGGGAAAGGAUCAAUUAGUGACAAGAGAACAACACUGCUACAAGCAAGAAGACUUUCUGAGAGAAGUCUCAGCUCAGAGGACAGUUAUCCAGUACCAAACUUCAAAACAGUGUCUCUGACCCUCAAUACCUUCUUUAAACAGGAAGGAGACAGACUUAGUGAUGAAGAUCUGUUCAAAUUUUUAGCUGAUUUCAAAAGAUCAUCCUCCUUGCAGAGAAGAAUUAAGACUUUACCAGGAACACUUAAAGUGGAGAUCUCGCCAGCUCCAGAAAGCCUUGGUUAUUGUCUGACACCAGAAUUGUUACCAGUGAAGCCAUUUCCAGAAAACCGUAAUCGCCCUCACAAAGAGAUUUUGGAAUUCCCAAUUAGAGAAGUGUAUGUUCCCCAUACCAUUUAUAGAAAUCUCCUCUAUGUUUACCCCCAGAGGCUGAAUUUUGCUAACCGACCAGCUUCUGCAAGAAACAUCACCAUUAAGAUCCAGUUUAUGUGUGGCGAAGACCCUACCUGUGCAAUGCCGAUAAUUUUUGGGAAAUCUUCUGGUCCAGAAUUUGUACAAGAAAUUUACACAGCUAUCACAUACCAUAACAAGUCUCCUGACUUUUAUGAAGAAGUGAAAAUUAAACUUCCAGCAAAACUCACUGAGAAACACCAUCUACUGUUCACCUUCUAUCAUAUCAGCUGCCAGCCAAAGCAAGGAGCAUCUGUAGAAACCCUCUUGGGAUAUACAUGGCUGCCAAUUCUGUUAAAUGAUCGUCUUCAAACUGGACAUUAUUGCCUUCCUGUUGCAUUGGAUAAGCUGCCAGUCCACUAUUCAAUUCACUCUCCUGAGAAAGUUCCAUCACAGACACCACCUGUGAAGUGGGUUGAAGGACACAAGGGCGUUUUCAAUGUCGAAGUGCAAGCUGUUUCAUCUGUUCACACGCAGGACAAUCACCUUGAGAAGUUCUUCACUCUGUGCCACUCUCUGGAGAGCCAGGUGACCUUCCCCAUUCGAGUGAUGGACCAGAAGAUCACAGAGGCUACACUGGAACAUGAAUUGAAACUCAGCAUUAUCUGUUUGAAUUCCUCCCGCCUUGAACCUCUUGUCUUGUUUUUGCAUUUGGUACUAGAUAAACUCUUCCAACUGGCAGUGCAGCCCAUGGUCAUAGCUGGCCAGACAGCCAACUUCUCGCAGUUUGCCUUCGAGUCUGUGGUUGCGAUAGUGAACAGUCUCCACAACAGCAAAGACCUGAGCAAAGAUCAGCACGGGAGGAACUGCCUCCUGGCAUCCUAUGUCUACUAUGUAUUUCGCCUGCCAGACCCUCAAAGAGAAGUAGCCAAACUAGGUGCAGGGAGCAGUGCCAUUUUGACAGAGUCUCGCUAUUACACAUUUGGCCGCACUUCUGCAGUGUCCGUUGGGAAUAAACUCCUGCAGAGCCGAGUGAUAAGCUGCAGCAAUCCUGACAUUACUGUUACCCAGACUGCUACAGAUGAGGAAGUCAAAAAUAUCAUGUCGUCCAAGCCUGUGGAUCACAGCUCCAAUCGGAUGUCUUUCUACGUUGAAGCCACAAAUGACACAACAAAUGUUUGUGCAAGCCCAAGACCAUCCAGUAAAAAGCAUUUCCAUGAGGAGCUGGCCCUACAGAUGGUGGUCAGCACGGGUAUGGUGAGAGAAGCUGUCUUCAAGUAUGCCUGGUUCUUCUUUGAGCUCCUGAUAAAGAGUAUGGCUCAGUAUGUUCAUAACAUAGAGAAGCAAGACAACCCACGAAGAAGUCGGUUCUCUGAUCGUUUCAAAGAUGAUAUUACCACUAUAGUUAGCGUGGUUACUUCGGAGAUUGCUGCACUUUUAGUCAAACCGCAGCCGCAGAAGGAAAGCGAGCAAGCAGAAAAAAUUAAUAUCAGCCUGGCAUUUUUCUUGUAUGAUCUCCUUUCCCUAAUGGACCGAGGAUUUGUGUUUAAUCUCAUCAAACAUUAUUGUAAUCAGCUCUCGAACAAGCUCAAUUCACUCUCCACCCUGAUUUCCAUGAGACUGGAGUUCCUGAGAAUUCUCUGCAGCCAUGAACAUUACCUCAACCUGAAUCUGUUCUUCAUGACCUCAGCUUCUGCUCCAGCAUCCCCUUCUCCCUCCCUCUCCUCCCAGAAUUCUAGCUCCUGCUCUAGUUUCCAAGACCAGAAAAUUGCUAGUAUGUUUGACCUUUCAUCAGAGUAUCGUCAGCAGCACUUUCUGACCGGGUUACUCUUCACUGAACUGGCAGCAGCGCUGGACACAGACAGCGAAGGGAUUAGCAAGGUGCAAAGAAAAGCUGUUAGUGCUAUUCUUAGCCUGCUGAGUUCCCAUGACCUAGACCCACGUUGCUCCAAAAAAGAGGUGAAGAUUAAAAUUGCGGCUCUCUACCUCCCUUUAGUUGGCAUCAUUUUGGAUUCACUGUCGCAACUCCAUGAUUUUACAAUUUCAGAUGCCCGAGGUGGAAAGGGGCGCACAGGCAAUCCGGAGGAAGAACAAGAGUCCGCAGGUGCAAUCAAUCAAAAUGUGGCCCUUGCCAUAGCAGGGAAUCAGUUCAACCUCAGGAGCUCUGGAAUAUCUGUGAUGUCCCAGCCCUACAGACAGAAUGCUACAUUAGGUCCUGAUACUUCUCGCAACCUUUUGAUCUGUUUCCUCUGGAUCAUGAAAAAUGCUGAUCAGAACCUCAUACAAAAAUGGAUUGCAGACCUUCCAUCCAUGCAACUGAACAGGAUUUUAGACCUCCUCUUCAUUUGUGUCUCAUGCUUCGAGUACAAGGGCAAACAAAGCUCAGAUAAAGUUAGCACUCAAGCACUCCAGAAGUCAAGAGACGUUAAGGCCCGAUUAGAAGAGGCUUUACUGAGAGGUGAAGGAGCCAGAGGAGAAAUGAUGAAACGCUGCAGAAUACCAGCUGGGAAUGACAGAUCAGCAGGGCUGAAUGAAAACCUGCGAUGGAGAAAAGAGCAGACUCACUGGCGACAGGCAAAUGAGAGACAAGAUAAAACGAAAGCUGAGCUAGAUCAAGAAGCUCUGAUCAGCGGAAACCUGGCAACUGAAGCUAAUCUGAUCAUUCUCGAUAUGCAGGAGAAUAUCAUCCAGGCCAGCUUUGCAGCAGAGUGCAGAGACAAUCUUUUGGGAGGAGUUCUGAAGGUCCUGGUGAACUCUCUUGGCUGUGAUCAGAGCACAACUUACCUGACUCAUUGCUUUGGUACCCUCAGAGCUCUCAUUGCUAAGUUUGGAGAUUUCCUGUUUGAAGAGGAGGUGGAACAGUGUGCUGACCUGUGUCAAAGAGUCCUUCAUCACUGCAGCAGCAGCAUAGACAUUACACGGACUCAAGCCUGUGCCACUCUCUAUCUCCUCAUGAGAUACAGCUUCAGCUCUACCAGUAAUUUUGCAAGAGUGAAGAUGCAGGUGACCAUGUCACUAGCCUCUUUGGUUGGCAAAUCACCCGAGUUUAAUGAGGAAUUCCUUCGGCGAUCCUUACGAACCAUCCUGGCCUAUGCAGAGGAAGAUGCGGAUAUGCAACCAACUCCAUUUCCUGCUCAGGUCGAGGAGCUGCUGUGUAAUCUGAACAGCAUCCUGUCAGACACAGUGAAAAUGAGGGAAUUUCAGGAAGAUCCAGAGAUGCUCAUGGAUCUCAUGUACAGAAUUGCCAAAGGGUACCAGACGUCGCCUGACUUGAGGCUGACUUGGCUGCAGAACAUGGCAGAAAAGCACACCAAGAGGAAGUGCUACACCGAAGCAGCCAUGUGUCUGGUUCACGCUGCAGCGCUGGUGGCAGAAUACCUCAGCAUGCUGGAAGAUCGUAACUAUCUCCCGGUGGGCAGCGUCACCUUUCAGAACAUUUCAUCCAAUGUGCUAGAGGAGUCUGCUGUUUCAGACGAUAUUUUGUCUCCAGAUGAAGAUGGUAUAUGUUCUGGGAGGUACUUCUCAGAAAGUGGCCUGGUAGGGCUGCUAGAACAAGCAGCAGAGCUCUUCGGCACGGGAGGUUUGUAUGAAACUGUGAAUGAGGUUUACAAAAUUGUCAUCCCCAUCCUGGAAGCACAUCGAGACUUCAGGAAGCUUACCUUGACGCACAGCAAGCUACAGAAGGCUUUUGACAGCAUUAUUAAUAAGGGUCAAAAGCGAAUGUUUGGAACUUACUUCCGUGUUGGUUUCUAUGGAUCCAAAUUUGGGGACUUAGAUGAACAAGAAUUUGUUUAUAAGGAGCCUGCAAUUACCAAACUUCCUGAGAUCUCUCACAGAUUAGAGGGAUUUUAUGGCCAGUGUUUUGGAGAGGAUGCCGUGGAAGUGAUUAAAGACUCUACUCCUGUGGAUAAACGCAAGCUGGAUCCCAACAAGGCAUACAUACAAAUUACUUUUGUGGAGCCCUAUUUUGAUGAAUAUGAGAUGAAAGACAGGAUAACCUAUUUUGAGAAGAAUUUCAACCUCUGUCGGUUCAUGUACACGACACCUUUCACCAUGGAUGGGCGUCCCAGGGGAGAGCUGAGUGAGCAAUACAAGAGGAACACCAUCCUAACCACUAUGCAUGCGUUCCCCUACAUCAAAACUAGAAUCAAUGUCAUCCAAAAAGAAGAGUUUAUUUUAACUCCAAUUGAAGUUGCUAUUGAAGAUAUGCAGAAAAAAACACAAGAACUAACUGCAGCCACCAACCAAGAGCCACCAGAUGCCAAAAUGCUCCAGAUGGUUUUGCAGGGCUCAGUUGGAGCCACUGUAAAUCAGGGACCGCUAGAGGUAGCCCAAGUGUUCCUGGCUGAAAUUCCAGCGGACCCCAAACUUUAUCGACAUCACAACAAGCUGAGGCUGUGCUUCAAAGAGUUUAUCAUGAGGUGUGGUGAAGCAGUGGAGAAAAACAAGCGUCUUAUUACUGCUGACCAGCGAGAAUAUCAGCAAGAACUCCGGAAGAACUAUGGGAAGCUGAAGGAGAGCCUUAGACCCAUGAUUGAGAGGAAGAUCCCAGAGCUGUACAAACCUGUAGUGAAAGUCCACAGUACCAGGGACUCUUUUCAUAACCAAAGUUUUAGAAAAUAUGAGGCCCAGACUUCACAGAGCACCUAAGGACUGUCUGCUUCAGCCAACGAAGAGCUUCAUGCUGCAGGACAAAAAUGAUGGGGUGUUCGACAUCUAUGAAACUGGGAAUCUCCUCCACAAGACAGCAUGUGCACUUUCUGGCUAGCAUCCAAAAAAUAUUUGUAUAAAAUCUCCAAAAACUGGGGGAUAACUCCUUAUCAACUGUAUCUCGUGUGGCACUGGGAAGCAAGAGGGGUGUUUUAUAGCUGCUUUUUCAUUUACUGUAAAAUAGUCACAUAAUGAUGAGGAUCAGACCAUUGAAAUGAUGAACUGGAUGAGAUCAGUCACCACUAAUAGACAGAACUUUGUUAGGUUUGGCUGAAGUGUUAUGUGAAUCCAAAUAAUAUGUCUAAUGGAAGCUGAGGAAUGAUGUCUAUUUACGUUCCUUCUCCAUGACAGCAUUUACACAUUGUCCUUUUGGCACUGGAGCACACUUUGCAAGUUAAUCACAUGCUUAAGUACUGUCUUCAUGGGAAGGAACAUAGGCCCCAGCUCAGUCUUUGCUGAGCUGAAGCUCUAGGAGAGAACAGUUUCCUCAGUCAGCGUCUUUCAUUUUUGGAGAAUGGUCUUAAACUGCAAGGAAAGUUCCUUACAACUCAGCAAAAGCUCAGAAAGUAAGACACAGCAAUGAGUAAUUUCUGUAGAUCUUUUCUUUUGUGUGUGUAAAUACGUGGACUGCUACUGGACAUGCUGUUGGAUUUCUUAAUAAUCAGUGUCAUGUUUAGCAGCGCUAACAAGCAAUAGUUUAGAAAGAUGGAGCUAAGCUGUAAGUGAUUCUUUUGCUAUACAAUGCUCUUAUGUAGAUAACCUAAUCCAAAACUUAGUACAGCAUCACACAGCGAGCAUUUCAUACAAAGCACUUCACUUUACUGUAGCAUAAGAGAAAUUAGCACAUCUUUUUUAAUAUCUAAUGCUUGAUAUUUUCUGAGACCUGAGGAAACAUUUUAUUAAAUAAUCUUUACAGCAGUUCUCUAAAAUAAGGACAUACCAUUAUUACCAUUUUGCAGAUAAAAGUGUUGAAAGAGAGGGAGACAGAGAGAGAGACAGAGGAGGAUAUUAAUGCUUCAUAAGUCAUUUAGUGAGGCCAUGACAACGGCAAAAUUUGUGUUGUGACCACACUGCCUACAUAAUAUUUAUGUUUUGAAACAAAGUUCCAUGGAAGGGUCCCUCCAUACUGAUUCAGUGAUAAUUAACAUAACCAACCCUAUUUGGCAAAGAUAAUAAUGAUAAUAAAAUUAAAUGAAACAGUGACACUGUCUCCUUCAUACAUUAUUAUAGGAAAUUACUGUGAAAUUCUAAAUUCUAAAUGCAUGGUCUCUUUGUAAGUAUAAGGGACUGAGGCUGCUGCUUUUGGUAGAAACAUUUUGACUUCUGUGACCAUCUGCAGCCUUACCAUUUGGCAACAGGAAUUUUCCCAGCACUUCUGUUGACAUCUGAGCUAGUCAGAUUUUCAAAGUGGUAUAUGGAAGAUCCACAAAGGUGAUCAAACAAGGUGAGAUGUGGAAUAGAUUAAAUAAACUCUAUACUUACACAGCUGUAUUAAAAAACAGCUCUCGGAGUGUAAGGAAGUAUUUCCCUUCUCAUUCAUAGUCUUCUUAAAUGCAAUAAUCAGGAAUAGGUACUGUAUGAUUUUGCAGUGAAAGCAUCCAAAGUCCACAAGCAAAGAUACAGAAAGCUUAAAGCAAAAGAUGCGUUCAUGGAGUGGCUUUUCUUUAUAAAGCUGCUUUGAAACAGUUUGAAGUUAAAAAGUUGAUUAAUUUCCCAAAGCCCUGCAGUUAUUAAAUCUGUGCCUGUCAAAACCUGGCCCUUUAUGUAUUGUUUUAAACAAUACUGUUAUGGGAGAAGGUCAGAAGAAUAUUGCCACCCAUUAAUGCAAUAAUCCAGCCUCAUUGUUUAUAAGAUGCUUAUCCUUUACAGCUAAAUAACAAAAACCUCAGGUAAACAGACAAAAAAAAAAAGCCUACAUGUUUGCCAAUAUACUGGCUAAAAGUAACUGAGUGUUUCGUACUGUGGUGUCCUGGGCGAUUGGAUCUCCCUGCAUUGAAACAAUACUCCGGACAAUCUACAUACGAAAAGACCCUUCACUCACUUUUUACGAGCUGACCAACCCCUCAGUUGACCAGUCUAGCCCUCAGUUUGUAGCACACGUUGUCUUUUCCACAGUUGAGUCAUGGUUUGUACAUUUCUGUCAAGAGUUGAGCUAUGUGAAAUGUAAAUUCUCAGUCUUAUGAUAAUUUGCAAUAAAGUGACUAUUUCACACAA